CAAUAGCGAGGAACCAAUAAAAAACGACGCGCAAAUACAGGAGUUUUAUAAAUCAAGUGCAUAACAUAAAAACGAUUUCGUCUAAAUUGAUUGUUUCAUUUCUCGAAACUAUAUGGUUUUGCAAGAGUGCAGAAUAGCGCGUAAAAUUGAUUGUUUUGAUGUCGCACGGAGGCAUGACCACGGCGUGACUUCCAUGCCCUGCGUUCCUACGGAAGGGCGUGCGGAUUACGUUUACUAUGAAUGAUUUUAUCUCUUUCUAAACUCGUGUAUCUGUGAAUGACCGAGUGUAAUAGCGAGCGUACCAAAUUAUGGAUUGAAAAGCGUUUGUUGUUGUAUUUUGAUAUUUGCACCGCAUUGCUGCGAAGUUAUUGCCGUUAUCUCGUUCGUGGAUCAUAGUGGUUUGAUUUAAACAGUCAUAUGGCGCCUGCAAGACUUGCCCGAACGCGAAUUAGUUACGCCGUUCGAUUUGUCGAGCGCUUUACUAUUUACGCACUAUUGAAAAGAGAUAGUACGUAUUUUUAGUCGCGUCGACGGUGAGACGAGUGACUUUCAUCACAGUGCGUAAACAACUUCAAGGUUAUCCGUCGUGUUUGUGCCAGUGCUGAUGCGGAGGCGCUGACAUGGCUGCGAUGGCAGAAGGUGGCGCGGUAGUGCGUCAAGGCCACCUUCGGAAGUUGAAAACGAUGAAGAAGAAGUACUUCGUACUUCGGGCGGAGACAUCAGAAAGUUCAGCCAGGCUGGAGUACUAUGAGUCUGAGAAGAAAUUUCGUUCUGGGGCAGCACCACGUAGAGUGCUGCCUCUAAAAAGUUGUUAUAAUAUAACCAGGAGGCUGGACCUGAAACAGAAGCAUGUGAUAGCAUUAUUCACUAAAGAAGAGCAAUUGUGUAUAGUGGCUGAGAAUGAAGUUGAUCUUCAUGCUUGGCUUACAGCUAUCCUGAAGCAGUUUAGGUCUGAUGAUGCCAGUGAGGAGCUACUCCACCCCAUACAGCACGUGUGGCAAGUGAACGUACAGAAGAAAGGCUUGGGUGCGUCCAAGAACAUCCAGGGUCUAUACAACCUCUGCCUCACCGACAAGACGCUCACCCUUGUCAAGAUCAAGAGUCAGAACAACGUGAUCAGUAAUCUUGACAUACAGGAGCGAGUCGAAUAUUCUUUGAAGAAUAUUAGAAGGUGCGGAGAUUCCGAGUGUUUCUUCUAUAUGGAGGUGGGUCGACAGACGGCGACGGGAGCGGGUGAGCUGUGGAUGCAUUCAGACGACUCGAACAUCGCUCAAAGCAUGCACUCUACAAUAUAUCACGCCAUGAGAAAUUGUGCGAAGGAAACGGAAAACGAAAAGGAUCACAUCGUAGUGCCCGCUAAGAACUCGUUGCUAAUGGAGGGGUCGCAUCCGCUUCCUGCGAGGCGGCAGACAUACUCCGACGGGCGAGGCCGGGCGGGAAUUUACAAUGACAAGGGCCUCUGUGUUGGCUCGUGUAUAAGACAAUGCGUGUGCGUCUCUGCCACCUACUCCAUAGACGACUCGUCUGCGGCGAUAGCGCCUCUGACGCCAACGAACGCCGAAAACCAACCGCCGAAUAACACACUAACGACUGACAAACUCAUCGAUCAUCCAGUGAGGCUCAAAAAACACAACCGUACCGACUCGUUGCCCACCGGAUGUUCGUUAUUCCAAGAACCGCUCAAGAUCGGUCACACGAGGACAUGGUCCACUCCAUUGACCGGAGACGAAUUAGAUAGAGCGAUUUUAGAGAAAUCGCUGAUUCAUUCGUCGUGUAAAACCGUCAACGGAAAGGACAUAUUCCCAACGAAGAAGGCGUCGGGCUGCAGACGAGCGAGCACUGGUCAAAGGUUUCCGAAACUGUCGCCGGCGCAUACGAAGAAUUCGAGUGCGUUGCGAAAGCGUUGUGAAACGAUGCCCUCUCGUGCGAGUUCGUCCUAUGAACCCGAGCGACUGCCGCCUCGCGAUUCAGAACUUGACGGUUUGGACUCAUCGCGCGACGACAUCGACUCGAUAUCGGAAUGGUACCGGACCCCGAGGAUACCCGAGGAGCCGGAUUGUUGUGACAUUAUGUCGAAGGAUUUCAUGAGCAUGACAACGCGUGGCAGCUCCAUAGCGCACUCGCGGACGUCGUCGAUGGGCGCCGACGAGCCGGAUGUCGCCGAGGCCACCUUCCCCGACGGGUACCUGCCCAUGGCGCCCGGACACGAGCCGCUGGGUCUCGUCUCCUCCAGUGGAUCCGUCUGCAGCGGAACGCCUUCCACCGAUCCUAGGUUUAGCGAAUAUCAACUGGAACCAGCCACGGCGCACAUCUCGGCGGAGCGCUCCACGCGCGCCUACAGCGUGGGGUCGCGGCCGGCGGCGGCGCGGCCCGAGCCCGCCCGCCUGCGCGCCUACAGCGCCGGCGCGCGCCGCCCGCCCGCGCACCACGCGCACGCCGCGCACAACCACGCGCACCACGCGCACCUCGCGCACCACCACCCGCGCGCCUCCGCCGACGACCUCAUGGAGCUCGACUUCUCGACAAACUCGCCGGCGCCCAAGAUGAUCGUGGCCCGAACGCCGCCCGGCGCCGGCUUCAUGGAGCCGCGGCGCUGCAACGUGGACGAGUACGUGGACAUGUCCCCGCGCAACGCGGGCUACGUGGAGAUGCGGCCGGGCGAGCGGGCGGGCGAGCGGGACGCGCCCGCCACGCCCGCCACGCCCGCCACGCCCGACGGCUACGUGGAGAUGUCGUACGGGCGCGCGCCCACGCGGCCCAUCGCCAUCGCCGCGCCGCGCCAGGCGCCGCGCGCGCCCGCCGCGUCGCCCGCCGCCGCGUCGCCCGCCGCCGCGUCGCCCGACGACCGGCGCCGCCGCCGCGAGCCGCGCACGCCGCUCGGCUCGCAGACGCUGUUCCACAUGUCCAUGGAGUCGCCCUCGUCGCCGCCCGAGUCCGACGUGGCCGAGCUGGAGGACGACCACCACUACCUGAGCACGGUGCGCGAGAUCUCGGAGGACGGGCGCCGCAGCCCCGAGGCCCGGCCGGCCGACGCCGACGAGGUGUCGUCGUCGCCGCAGUACGUGCAGCUGGUGGGGCCGGAGCCCGAUGAGCCGCCCGCCAACCCCACCGCCGCCAAAACCAUCGUGCGCCCGGAUGACGUCAGAGCGGGCGUGCACUACGCGGCGCUGGACCUCGAGCCGCGCCGCGCGCCGGCCGCGCCCGCGCCGCGCCUCUACACGCAGAUCGACUUCCUGCGCAGCGAGAAGUACGCCGCCGACGCCACCUAGCGUGUAAUCACCGAAGGCCGCACUCACGUCGAGGCAUCUCGUCGGAGAUUCGACUCGUCUCAUCUCAUCUCGUCUCGUCUCUGUGUUCCCUUUCAAUUCAAUUUGUACAAAUUUUGAACAAAAUCAAAAUACGAUAAUGAAAUAUUGAUAAUAUGUUUUAUAUCAUUGAGAUAAAUCUGUUGAUAUUAUUUAAAUUAAUGCGAAUAUCUAUAUAUAUCGCAAUUUUAUUUUUAAUUUGACUAUAAAUCAUUUGUUUACGUUUUGUACGAAUUGAUAUGAAAUAUUGUGAACAAGAUCAAGCGUGCGUUAUCAUUAAUAUAAGUGGUAUUAUUAAGUUUCUUUCUACAAAAUUUUAUAUAUUUAUAUAUCAAAAUAAGGCUGAUCAUCCGAUUCGAGCACAAGGCAGAAGAAGUAUGUUGCGUUUUUAACGAACACGAACGUGAACGUUGAAAACGCGAAUGUAAUUAGUGUAAUUGUAUAUUAUAUUAUCGCGCUCCUGUGUGCUCUGGACGACCAGCCUCGAUUAUAUUUUUUAAACGAUAAGCUUUCUCUUUACAUUACUUCUAACUAGUAAUCCCUUACAGAGUUAUGAUUGCACUGUUAUGCCAAAUUAUUAUUAGAAUAUUUAAAUUAAAUUACUCGUAUUUAGAACACCUUACUACUUCGAUAACAUUUAUUGUCGUAAAUUUUAUUCAAAUCAAAAUGUUGCAACAACUCAAUAGUUAAAUGUACAUAUACCCUUGGCCGCAGUUAGGUUGAAGCCACGCAUAGUGUAAUUUUUAGAAAUUUUCGUCGCAAUACUCGAGGAAUCGAAAUCAGCAGCCCAUACAUUACUGUAACGUACGCUAUAGCGUUCAAAGGAAUAAAGUUUUUAUUUCAUUACAAUAAGAUCCGUUCUUCUCUAACAGUAUGACGAGAGGGAACACUCAGCUGAGGCGCUUAACUUAAAUAUUAACUGCCAUUAAGUAUAGAAAAGCGUAUGAUCGUACAAUUUGUCCCAUACUUACCUACAAUGGUAAUUUUUUUAUAAUUAUCUUAUUACGUUAACUACCUUAUUUAUCGUUAUACACAUACAGACGUGAUUUGUUUUUUUUUUUUUGCAUUUUGACUACGAACGGUCUACAAAAACCUUGGAACCAUUUGAUUCGAGUCCCUUUUAAACAUAUUCCUACAGAGGUUCAAUGAUAAUUAAAAAAUUAAAUUGAGAAUCGAUUUAUUAUUCUAUAAUCAAUACUGUUGCAGUAGUUUUAUGUAAAUUCUCAAUAUCGUUAUAAUAUUGAUUGGACAACACAUUGGAUGAUAUGAUUUAAAAUAUUAAUUUCGGAUAUUGUCUAUGGAAAUUUUAAAACAUUCCUAGCUACAAAAAAUACCGUAUGAGGUACGUUUAUAGGGCAGAGGUUUCAAGUCUUGAUUGUUUUUUUUUUUUUCUUCAAAAAUCAUAAGUAAAAUGUGUAAUUUUUUUAAUUGAUUCAUGUAUAGUUUCGCAUAUCGCUUGCUUCUGUUUCCGUGAUACGAUUCGCUGUGUUUCUAUUACUGUCUGUAUAAAUAUAAGAUCGAAAUGUUUCUAAGUCCACGCAAGUCUUACAUUAAUAGUUAUUGAACGUAUAUGUAUAUAUUAUAUAUGUGUGUACGCAUUUUUAUAAGUGUGCGUGUCAUUCGUUAUUUUCUCGGUUAAUAUAUAACAAUCUGAUGAUACAUUAAUUCGUACAAAAUACGUUUAACAUAAUUAAUUAUAAAUCAAAUAUGUAAUUCGUUUUAUCCGUUUGAAUAUUUUAAUUAUGAUAAUAUCGUUCAAACUCUAGUACAAUCGCGAAUACAAUUUUAAGGAUAUAUUAAGGAAAUAAUUCAAAUACUUCUAGUACGUUGUUAAUAUCCGAUAUAUAUAAAUAGACACGUGACUCGAUCGUGGAUUACUCUUAUAUAUAAAUUCGACGAUGCUAAAAAUAAUGCCUACCUUUUCUUACACUGUAAGUAAGACAAGGACAGCGCUAUUCUUAGUCGAGUUUUAUAAUAAUGUUAUCCAAUUCGGGUUAGGAAAUAGUAAAUAUUAAUGUUAAAUACGACAACGGACGAUUGGGGACGAGAAAUGUGUACGUAGUGUUUUUUCAUGUAAUGGUAUUGUUAAAGAUGUAUUCUAAACAUUAUAUUUAUAUAAAAAACUAGUUAUUUAUCGAUACUUAUUAAUAUCACUGUUUUCAAUCGACGCAAACCUGCAACGUACUUUCAAUAUUUUUUUUAAACAUAUAAAACCUCUUUUAUUUCUCAUAAAAUAAAUAUUGUAACAUUCAUUUAUUCCUUAGAGUUAUGUUAAAUUAAGUGAUACCUAACAUGCCGGCUGAUGAUUAAAUUCGAACAAACAAAACAAUCCAGUGUAGUGCACAUUUCUCAGCCUCGCCGUUGUCCUUAGUCGAUAAAGCAACGGUUGUGAGAGAGGCCUAAUGUAGUUGAUUCAGUUCAUGCGUUCCAGAUAAUACUACCUGUUGUGUUCCUAGGGUACUGUUUAAACCACUGUGCAAUUUAUACCACGACGUUUUUCAAAUCGAGUUAUGUCUACAUUGUUAUCGUUUGUUAUUGGUUGAAACUUGGCUAUAUUCAAUUCAUUAAUACAAUUUUGAAUUAGAAAAAAAAAAGCAAAUUUUUUUUUUGUGGAUACUCAUAAAAACAAAUUAAUUUGAUUAACGUGCUCAUAUUUAAACGUAAACGAAUUAUAUGUGUAUGUAUACAUAUAUAAUAAAAAAAAAAUGGAUUGUGUAAUAUGGAGUACUGUGUGUGUGCAAAAUUAUAAAUCAAUCGGUUUGAUGGAAUUUUCGUAAAGUACAGUUACAAAAUGUAUUAUAUACAAACAGGUAUAAAUAAAAGCUUGUAAAAAUUUGCCUUGAAAUUUUGCAACGUUUGAUAAAUGUACUCUUUUUUUAACAUAAUUACGUCAUUAUUAAGGGUUAUUUUUGUAGCUAUUGAUUUGAAUGGACAUAUCUUCUGUUUCAUAUUUAUUCUGAAUUUGAGGAAGAGAGAGAGAGAGAGAAAGAGAAAAAGGACAAGUCGAUUCUGAAUAGAUUUGGCAAUUCUUCAAACGUCGUUACCAAUAUUUGAUUUUAAUAAUAAAUAUAUUUUAACAAAUUAUUCUCGUAUAUUCUAUGACUUUCAGGGUACCAAAUGACAUUAGCCAAGUUUUAUACCAAAUUAAACACCUGAGCUUGCCCUUUAUUGUUCAUAAUUUGUUUACAAUAAGUUUACUUCUUGCCUCCUUUGUUUCCAAAACUUAUUCCGAUCGAUACGAAAGUACCGGAUUUGUCGUUAUAGAAAAAUGAAAACGUAAAUAUGUGUUUACAUGUGUUAUAUAAAAACUACUAAAAUGUACGGUUUUUGUGUACAAAUCGUUUAAUGAUUAAACGUUAGUACACCUAAGUACUCGAAAAUAAAAGUUAGUAGACACAGAUUUUAUUCUGUCGUGUGCCUUAAAGUAGUCACAAAUUUUUCCAUGAACACUGCAUUUUGGUCUUGGCGACCAUUCACGGAUUUAGUUUAGGGGAUAUAAUUAGAAUUAAUACAAUCGAAUUGAAGUAAAAAAAAAUUUCAAGCGAUGCAGAAGGUUUUUUUUUAUUUGUGCCGCGUAUGACGCGCCGUUUGUUAGUAGGUUGCGUUUUUGUUCCUAAUUGCGAUUUGUAAAUCUUAUUACCAUGGAUUUUUUUUUUAAUUAUGUGUUAGGUUAGGGCUUUCGUUCCAAGAUUUUGCGAUAUUUUUUUUUAAUGUUAAUCUUAAUGUUUUUUUUAAUGUUUAUGUUGAUCGGAUACAUUUGUAUCAUUUGUUUUAAAACACUUGUCUAUAUGUUGACGGAUUAUAUAAAAAUAUGUAUGUCGAUGUAUAAUCAAUAAAAUCGAUUUAUUUUACUUUUCACCUGAUAGUAAACCCACCCAUGUAAUCGAUGACUGUUUAAUAACAAUUUUUACGCGUUAAAAUUAUUGUUGGUCCUUCGUGACCGGAUCGCGCUUUUUUUUAAAUUUGUUGGUUUUGAAAUUUGUGAUCUAAUCAAAUUAGACAUGUAUAGGGUGAAACCCGCCGUUCGAAUGAAAUUUGAACAAUAAAAAUCUUCUGCUCGUCACACACCAUAAAGUACAGGCUCAGGCGCGUGAAUUAUGUGUUCAAACAAAAAAUGGUUUUAUUUAAUACUGUUUACACGGCAAAAUAACUUUUAUUAUAGUAGUAUUUUUGCAACAAUGUUGAGAUAUUUAAACACAAUGGUGGAUAUUAUUAGUGAUUUUAUUUUUCCACAUUGAAAUAGUCGUACGUGUUGAUAAGGUUUAUUUUCGCACGCACCAGGGUUUUAAAUAUAUAUAUAUGUAUAUAAAUAAUUAGAGUGGAAGUGUUCCAUGGUCGUAAAAAAAAAAACUUUAGAAAUGUGAAAAUAUUUUAGUGUAAUUCUGAAAGAUGUAUUUUUAUUGGGACAUUUCUGCUCUACAUGAUGAAAUCCAUUAAUAGGUAGUUUUAAUAGAAUUAUAUAUUGUUUGUUGCAAGUUAACGCAUGCAACGGCUCUCAUAAUAAACAUAAACAGGUUUUUUAUAUAAGUACAUGUAUGAAAAUUUACAAUAACAAAAUUAACAAUAUCCCGAAAAUUACAAUAGAUAAGACUAUACAAAAUAUUUUUUUAAUUAUUAUCGGCUGUUGUGUGCGUUGUAAUAGCAAAAAUAUUCGAUUAAGAUAUUAUAAUAACGUUUAAAAAUAUUUUAAAAAAAAAAACAUGUGUUAUAUUUAUACCUUUAGUGUAACUUUGUCGCGUGUAUAACGGCGCAAGCGCAGCGUGGUUGCCGUCGCAAAGUUUUUCAAAUCCCGCCGGUAAAACGUUAUUUUAAAUAAAGUGCAAUUAAUAUAAAUAGAUGCCUCUGAUAGUACCAAUUAUACAAACCGCUAUAAGAAAUGCAAAAUGGAUGUUACAUUCCGACAGAAGCGAUUCGACUAGUCUAGUGUGUUCAAAUACUUGAUAAAUUGGUAAAUAGCUUAGUUACAAUAUAGAUUAUACGCUUUUGCCGCGCUCGAAACAAAAUUAAAUCAUUUAAGAGAACUAUGUAAAGUAAUGGGACCUGUAUAAUAAUGCCUGACUGAGUUAACACCAAAUUUUUAUAUAAAAAGUUAUUUAUUACGACCCCACGGAACGCGUGGGAUGCCUAUUUUCUUGUAAUUGUAAAUUAUUAACAAUUUGACCGGAACUUAUCACACUGAUCGGACGUGGUGAGCGGUAACAACCUAUUUAGAGCUAAACGCAGUCACUGACGUCACGAACGCGUGACGUCAGCAUCUAUCAUGUUGUAUGUUAGACAUUUGGGUUCUGCUAUACUCCAAUGUAGUAAGAGAAGCGGUGUGAUACGAUCCAUAGACUUUCCUUGUGUUUAGAUAACAAUUAAUAAAUCGUAAGCUUUAAAAGAAUCGUCAGAAAACUAUUACCGCUUGUCUUGUAUAAUAUUCAUUAGAAAACAUUUUUGGAUAUUAGUUUCGCCAAAAAAAAAUUUUUUUUUUUUUAAUAUUAAAUUCAAUUAGCGUACUCAAUGAUGAAAUCAUUUUAAUACUGGCCACGUGUGAAGGUAUUUGUUUUAACUUAGUACAAUUUGGCAGAGCCAUUGUUUAAUUUUUAUUUAUGUAUAAAUGUCUUUAGAAGAAUUUGCUCCGAGAAUGAGCCACGCGCGUCGUUUAGUUGUGACCGGGGAGAGUCGUGACUUGACACAUCAUUUUAAUACAAAAGUGAAAGGAAAAUCAACCUGUUAAAUAGUUUAUGUAUAUACAUAAUGUAGAGGUGAGGAUUUGCUCAUAUAUACGGAGCUGUCUUUUUUUUUCAUAGUAUAGGUAGGCGGAUGAGCAUUUGGGCCACCUGAUGGUAAGUGGUCACCAACGCCCAUAGACAUUGGCAUUGUAAGAAAUGUUAAACUUCGCUUACUUCGGCAAUGCGCCACCUUGGGAACUAAGAUGUUAUAUCCCUUGUGCCUGUAAUUACACUGGCUCACUCAAACCGAAACAACCAAAAAUACCGAGUACUGCUGCUUUGCGGUAGAAUAUCUGAUGAAUGGGUGGUACCUACCCAGACGAGCUUGCAUAAAGCUCAGUAAAAGUGUCUAGAAAUAUGUAGCAAAACAUCUAUUCAAAAUAUAUGACAAAAUAAAACAAGUUCGAUUAGUAACGGAUUGCAAUAACAAUAUCAUCUUUUACGCGACUGGUAAGGAAUACGGACUUUGACUUUUGCUACAUCCUUUUCGGCAUACUUCAUUGAUUAUCGUCAAUUUCAGACUUAUAGCUCACUAGCUCCAAUCUUAGUGGUCGUAAAAUUAUUACGAGAGCAGCUCCUCACCUCUACAUAUAAGUAUGAAGUAAAUACAACUUGAUUAAUGCCAAGAUAUAUUAAAAAUUAUGCUCUAAGCAGAAUUUUCGACAUACAUUAUCUAAAAGCAAAACAUAAUGUCUUUUUUUCAGUGUUAAGUUCAAAUAUUUGAAAUUAAUAGUUUUCUAGUCGUAAAACAAAAUGAUUUUGUUUCUGAUAAUAUAUAUUUUUAAGAUUUCUCGUGUUUUUUUUUGUCAAGUCACCAUUCUCCAGCUUUAUUAGAUAAGCCAGUACGCAGAUAGCUAGUGCCACCUCGCAAUUAUGUAGAACGUGUUAGUUAUACAUAGUAUAUACUUUUACUUUUAUUCCACUUAGAGAUAAGAAUUGAGUUGUAUACUAGGAGUAAGUUUGGACGGGUACGGAAUAUAAGGAUAAUUUAAUCUUUAUUAUGUAGAUCGUUGAAGAAGCUCCUUUUAAAAUAUGCCACACACAAUAUUUUAUAAAAAAAUAAAAUAUAUACCAAAUUAUAUUGAAAAAAAAAAAAAUUAUUUACUAGCACAAAGUUUAUAGAGCCAUAUCGGCAAGGUCACAAAACGAAAAAUGAUUGUUUAUUAUUAUUUUUUUGCAUAUUCUAAAAGGAGAUUUUGGCGUCAUUUACAUUGCUGAGAAAUUGUAUUUUAAUUACAUCGAAAGCUAGUGUGAAUGCGGCCUUAUUUAAUCUUAUACAUAAUGUGUUAUUGUAAAACUCCUUACAACAGAGGUCAUGACAAAGUGGAGUUUUCGAUAUCUAUACUAGUCCCAUUGCAAGUUAAAUAGAUUUUGCAUAAAAAUGUUCCUGUAACGGCGUAAAUAGUUGUUUUAUAAUGUUUAAUAGUAAGUGUACUGAAUGUCUAGAACGUUUCGUGUCGUGCUGGGUGUGUACGGUACCUAAGAACGAAUUCGAUGCUAUGCUGCGAAGGCUUAUUGGAAUAAAACUGCGCAGCCGAUCGUGAAACUUCACGUAACGACACAAGAGCUAAACUACUCUGCACGGAUACGGCUAUCGGUGGCAAAUCUAUGAGGUGGCGCUGAGUGAGUUAUGUUUGGAAAAAAAAAGAUUAUAUUUUUUUACAAAUGGUGCUAAUGUUUUGUGUUUUAGUCAAUAAUAGCUUGACCGCUCGUACUGCCACGGUAGGGGAAGUGAGGGAGAAGGGCCCGUUGAGAACGGCCCGCCCAUAUCACAAUGAACCUAGACUUAGCGACAUCACUCCACAAACGUAUUAAGUUAGGUGUACGUUAGCUUUUGUAACUCGCAGUUCGUCGCGAGCGCGCCGAUGUCGGCGACCGAUGUUAUGUUUAUUGAAUUUCUAAAUCUAAUUUUUUGGUACGUUACAUUUUGUUUACUUUCAUAUUACGAUUAUAUUGUAAAUAAAAAUAAAAGCUUUGGAUUUGA
Messenger RNA from Nymphalis io (European peacock), 11003 nucleotides. It is a transcript of the gene chico, whose product is annotated as insulin receptor substrate 1. Gene Ontology annotation, cellular component: cytosol; plasma membrane. Lineage: Eukaryota; Metazoa; Arthropoda; Insecta; Lepidoptera; Nymphalidae. Gene Ontology annotation, biological process: insulin receptor signaling pathway. The transcript has 13 exons. The coding region runs from base 621 to 3269 and encodes 882 amino acids. The record is from RefSeq and is a predicted model, not a curated record. Gene Ontology annotation, molecular function: phosphatidylinositol 3-kinase binding; insulin receptor binding.